Mytilus trossulus (common blue mussel) is the source of this 4043-nucleotide messenger RNA. Its product is annotated as sushi, von Willebrand factor type A, EGF and pentraxin domain-containing protein 1-like. Bases 381 to 4043 code for a protein of 1220 amino acids. The transcript is spliced from 22 exons. The record is from RefSeq and is a predicted model, not a curated record. Lineage: Eukaryota; Metazoa; Mollusca; Bivalvia; Mytilida; Mytilidae. Gene Ontology annotation, molecular function: calcium ion binding.
GACAAGGACAAAAUUUGUUUUGGGUGCUAGACGUGGAUGAAUUAAAAGCAGUUGACCAUUUAGCAAAGUCAACAUGGGAAUAUUAUUGGUCAGGUCUCAGUCAAACAGAAAGCUGGUUGACGGCUAAUGAGGCAUUGUGGAGUCACUCAAAUGAAACUGUACCAUUGGAAGAAGUUGUAUGGGAAGAUGACCAGCCAGAUACAGGGAAUGGAAAAUGUGUUUAUGCUAAAAAGAAUGGAUAUGGAACAUUUGGAAAUUGUUUGCGAAAACUACCAUUUAUUUGUAAAUCAGAGGCUGUUCUUAAAGAUUAUUUCCGCUGUAGAAGUGGAGAAGGAAUCCAGUCCAAAUUUGUCUGUGAUGAUCACAAUGACUGCAAGGAUAUGUCAGAUGAAGCUGAUUGUGCCAGUAGAUGUCAUCAUGUGAUUAAUGCAGAAUAUGGAUCAACAGAUACAAAGCCUUCAGGUUUUAUUGUCAACACUAACAACUACCUGAACUCUAGAUCCUGUUUUUGGUCCAUUGUAACAAACAUUGGAUCAACAAUUAGAGUCCAGGUAGAUACAUUCAAUACUGAAAAGAAUGCUGAUGUCGUAGAAUUUAGAACUGGUGGAAGAGAGGGAGAGAUUUUUUUGGCUGAGUUAACCGGCAAACUGGCAGUAAAUAAUCAGCCAGUAUAUUAUUCCUCAGAUAAUGUGUUUAAUAUUAGACUAGUGACAGACAACACAUUUCUACAAUCUGGAGGGUUCAGAAUUUCCUGGACAACAGAUGUCCCAGAAGUUUUUAAUGAUGUAAAAAUGUUAACAGCAACAACCUCAGUGCAGCAUUUGAAAUCGCCUUUUUAUGAUACUGGAAACUUCCCUCAAGAGAAAGUUUUUGAAUGGAAAAUUACUGCUGAUACAAACAAUGUCAUUACUUUGGAGUUUGAGAAUCUGGAUAUAGGAAAAGAUUCGAAGCUGUACUUGUGGGAUCAGGAUGAUAUUUCGUUGGACCCAACCUUAGACGGUGUCAGUGCCUUCAAACCAAAACAUUACAUCUCUAAAUCCAAGUCCAUUAGAUUGAUGCUGAUCACUGGAAGAGAAGAAGCUCCAUUUCCUAAAGGAAUAUAUAUCAAAUACUGGGAAGGUUGCAGCAUAAGUUACAUGUCAAAAGAAGGCACCAUUCAGUCUCCAGGGUUUAUUGGUGAUAGUUACCCAGAAAAUGUUGUUUGUACAUGGACUAUACAACGACCAACAUCAGAAACAAGGACAAUGGCUCUCAGAUUUAAUAUGUUUGAUCUCCAGGCAGAACAAGAUUACUUAAAGAUAUAUAAUGACACAAAUGAAAUGUUGCAUACUGGUGAAGGAUUUACAGGGACUACUGAUCUGACAAAUAACUUUGAAGUUAGAUCAACUAAUGGAUACAUCAAACUGGUAUUUACUACAAACUAUGUCCUGACAGAUAAAGGAUUUGAAGCUGAAUUUUCUUUAGAUUGUGCAGAAUUAGCUGUAUCCGAAGAAACACAUCAUAUCUCAACGUCAGGAUAUGAAACGAGCUUCAUGAAUACAAUAGAAAUGAGUUGUGCUGAUGGUUAUUCAUUUGUGAAUGAUGGUCGUUCCAAUGUCCAUUUCAUCAAAUGUGAGAAAGGCGGAGAGUGGAAUGAAACAAGGAUUCCUAACUGCAUGAUUACAUAUUGUCGAAUCCCCCCAGCAGUAGAUAACGGAAAAAUUGUGGAGUCAUCUGGUGUAAAAGUUGACAACAAUGUUACAUACAAAUGUAAUGACGGCUUUACUAUGAUCGGGGAACCAGUUAUAAAAUGUCUGCAAGACGGAAACUGGGAAGUUCCACCAAGAUGUACAGCUGCUACGUGUCCUGAUCUCAUAACUCCUGAAAAUGGUGGCAAAGAAACACUGGUUGGAGAUGCAGAUGGGAGAGACUUUGCCUCUGUAGUCCAGUAUGUUUGUGAUCCUGGCUAUGAGACGUAUGGAAAUGUAACAACAUAUUGUCAGACUGGUGGAAAGUGGUCACAUGAUCCUCCUACUUGUAAAAAAAUAAGUUGUCCAAUGCCAAGAUUUCAAAGGGGAAAUCUGAACCCCAAUGAUACACUGAAAUUUGAAGCUGAAACAACUUUGACUUGUGACUCUGGAUUUGGUAUUAAUGGGACGGAGACAAAAACACAGGUUUUGACGUGUGAGAGUGAUGGCAGACUUUCACCAUAUGUAGCAUGUUUAGAUGUGGAUGAAUGUAAUGGCACAAUUGUUUCUCCUUCGCCUUGUCCUGAUACUGAGGAUUGUCACAAUACCAUUGGAAGUCAUAUGUGUACAUGUAAAGAUGGUUAUGAAAGAAUAGGAAAUGCUGCAUGUUCAAAUAUAAAUGAAUGCAGUAGUAAUAAUGGUAUUGGACCUUGUCAUCAGAGAUGCACAGAUUCAUCACCGGGAUAUACAUGUGGUUGUAAUGAUGGGUUUGUACUUUAUACUGCGGAAGGAAUUAGUAAUAUCUCUCUUGCUGAUGGUGAAAAUGGAGAAAAAGAGGGAGAUGUAUAUUAUAUCAAUCAUACUUGUGUCAGGAAGCAGUGUCCAGUUCCACCUCCUCUUACUAAUGGACAAGUUUUGUCAAAGAAGGAGUUAUUCUUCUUUCAGGAUUCAGUUGAAUUCACCUGUGACCAUGGAUAUAAAUUGAGUACCACAAACAGCAAACUAGACUGUCAAUCAGGUGGAAGUUGGUCAAAUAGCUUACCUAGCUGCCAAAUGGCAACUUGUCCUACUCCAACUACGGGGUCAAUUGAACGAUCAACUAAUAUAUAUCCAGCUGGGCCCACUGUUGACUAUAAUAAAGAAGUGAAUAUAGAAUGUCAGUAUGGAUCAAAGAAGAUGAACAGGACAUUGUAUUGCUCUUACAAUGUCAUGAAUAGUGAAUAUGAGCUUCUUGGAGAUGCACAAGAAUGUCCAGAAAUAGACUGUGGACAGCCUGAGGAAGUUCCAGGAAGUAUGUACUCUGGACUGACUAACACUACUCUUAAUUCUUCUUUCACUUUUGAAUGUAAUUCUGGUUUUGAAAGAUCAGGCAUGUCAUUGGAUGUGAAUGGUAUAUAUACUGUGAGUUGUCAGGAAAAUGGAAGAUGGAAUAUAGGAAAUUUGACUUGUACAGGUGGAAGAUGUAAAGAUCCUGGCACACCUGGUGGUGCCAUGCAAGUUGUUACCAGUUAUGAAGUGGGUCAAAUGGUAUACUUUAAAUGUAACAGUUCUGGCUAUUUUCCUGAGCCUCCACAGCCUUUGGAGUGUGUAGUAGAUACUACUACAGGGAAUAUAACAUGGAACGCCACUGCAGAAGAUGGUUCAGCAGAUUUACCUGAAUGUCUUGAUAAAACAGCCCCAGUUUUCUCCAACUGUCCUUCCGAACUUAUUUAUGUUGACAAAACAGAAGAAUACACAUACCAAGUGUUAACAGCUAUGGAUAAUUCUGGUGCUGUAAAGAAUAUACACAAUCCUGGAGGGUACUGGCCAAGUGGACUCCGAACUAACUCAGAUAUUGACAUAACUUACACUGCUGAGGAUUUCAGUGGGAAUAAAGCAGACUGUGUUAUUAAGAUUAGAGUGAAAGAUUAUGCAAAGCACGAAUUGACAUGUCCACAGAAUAUAACCAGACACAUUGAUACAGCAACUGGAGAAAUCUUCAAUGUCAGUGAUGUUGUGUCAGUUACACCUUCAGAUUCUGAUUUAACCUUUACAUUUAAUCCUGGAGAAUUAAUUACCUUGGAUCAUACAGCAAUGGCAGAGCAGAAGAAAGUAGUUGUCACUGCAAUUGAUAAGUGGGGAGCUGAGGACCAAUGUUCAUUUUUUGUAGAAACUAAAGCUGAUGCAUGUUUUAAAGAGUCUUUCCCAGUCAGUGUAUCAAAUGCUGCGCCGGUGACCUGUACUUCUAGUAACAUCAGCUGCACAGUUACGUGUAAUAUUGGAUUUGUGUUCUUUGAUGGCAACACAACAAAGAAAUAUGACUGCACUGGACAAAACAUGUGGAUGCCAGCUUUACCACCAGAUACAUGCAUAAGUAUAACAAUAGUGCAUAGCUAA